GGCCACUCAGCUCUUCUCUGCAGCAGUGCCUUACCUGUUCCUCAGUCCAGCGCUGUACAGUCUUCCCGCACCAGCAUCUGUCCGCAGUCUCUUGGUUAUCCCUGUACUGUCUGCAGUCUCUGGUCAUCCCCUGUAUUGUCUGCAGUCUCUGGUCAUCCCCUAUAUUGUCCGCAGUCUCUGGUCAUCCCUGUACUGUCCGCAGUCUCUGGUCAUCCCCUGUACUGUCUGCAGUCUCUGGUCAUCCCCUGUACUGUCUGCAGUCUCUGGUAUCCCCUGUACUGUCUGCAGUCUCUGGUCAUCCCCUGUACUGUCUGCAGUCUCUGGUCAUCCCCUGUACUGUCUGCAGUCUCUGGUCCCUGUACUGUCCCUGUACUGUCUGCAGUCUCUGGUCAUCCCCUGUACUGUCUGCAGUCAUCCCCUGGUCAUGGUCCCCUGUACUGUCUGCAGUCUCUGGUCAUCCCCUGUACUGUCUGCAGUCUCUGGUCAUCCCCCUGUACUGUCUGCACUGUCUGCAGUCUGGUCAUCCCCUGUAGUCUUGUCUGCAGUCUCUGGUCAUCCCCUGUAUUGUCUGCAGUCUCUGGUCAUCCCCUG
Messenger RNA from Staurois parvus, 591 nucleotides. The record is from the annotation of a GenBank genome assembly. Lineage: Eukaryota; Metazoa; Chordata; Amphibia; Anura; Ranidae.